Molecule: messenger RNA, 864 nt
Organism: Parnassius mnemosyne (clouded apollo)
Lineage: Eukaryota; Metazoa; Arthropoda; Insecta; Lepidoptera; Papilionidae
Source: the annotation of a GenBank genome assembly
AUGGAUUCUACAGAUGGUAAAAACAUAGGAUUUGUUAAAAGACAGGAAUUGAUUAGUGAAAGUAAGGAAAUAGAAAUGAUUGGUCAUCUUCACGGUGACAUUUUUAACCAAGAUAAAUUUUUAAUUAAUGGUGUUGAAAUGAGUGUUAAAUUGGUUCGAUCAAGAGAGAGUUUUAAUUUAAUUGUUGGAUCAAACGAUGUAAAGUUUAAAGUUUGUAUUACGGACGCAACUCUUAUUGUUCGACGAGCACGAAUUAAUCCAAGUGUAUUACUCGCACAUCAAAAAGUUUUAGCUUCUACCACUGCUAAAUAUCCUAUUACUCGAGCUGAAGUAAAAGUUUUAACAAUUCCUUCGGGUGUUCAAGGAAAAACUCUUGAUAAUAUAUUUUUAGGACAGGUACCGAAAAGAUGUAUAAUUGGAUUUGUGAACAAUUCUGCAUUUAAUGGUUCCCUUACUAAAAAUCCAUUUAACUUUGAAAACUAUGGUAUUAAUUCUUUCACCUUAUAUAUUGAUGGUCAACAAAUACCUUCAAAAGCUUUGCAACCAUCUUUUAAUAAUAGCAUAUUUACAUCAGCAUAUCAUACUCUAUUCUCGGGAACUGGUAUUCACUUUCUUAAUGAAGGAAAUGGAAUCUCUUGUGAACAGUAUGGCAAAGGUUACUGUCUAUUAGCAUUUGACUUAACUCCUGAUUUAUCAGCUAACUCAUCAACUCAUUGGAAUCUCAUAAAGCAUGGUAGUGUAAGAAUAGAAGUACGAUUUGAAUCCUCAUUAAUACAAACAAUUAACUGUAUAGUUUAUACUGAGUUUGAUAAUAUUAUUGAGAUAGAUAAAAACAGAAAUGUUACUGUAGACUAUAGUAGUUAA